Cheilinus undulatus (humphead wrasse) is the source of this 311-nucleotide messenger RNA. It is a transcript of the gene rprma, whose product is annotated as reprimo, TP53 dependent G2 arrest mediator candidate a. NCBI's taxonomy places the organism in Eukaryota, Metazoa, Chordata, Actinopteri, Labriformes, Labridae. The transcript has a single exon. Bases 1 to 309 code for a protein of 102 amino acids. The record is from RefSeq and is a predicted model, not a curated record.
AUGAAUAACACCGGGCUCAACCAGACGGAGGCUGGACUGCUCAACAGGACGGAGGAGUUCUUCUGCUGCAACUUUUCCUCCGUGGUGACUGAUAAUGGCUUCGUGGCUGCAGCUCCGGAUGAGAGGAGCCUCUUCAUCAUGAGGGUGGUCCAGAUCGCCGUUAUGUGCGUUUUGUCCCUCACUGUGGUGUUUGGCAUAUUUUUCCUCGGAUGCAACCUGCUCAUAAAGUCAGAGGGGAUGAUCAACUUUUUGGUAACGGACAGGAGACCGUCUAAAGAGGCGGAAGCAGUCAUUGUUGGAGCCUACUGAUG